AUGGCUGACCUGCCAGAGGCACCGGCUGAACCGGAGAUAGCGACUUCGGCAGAAAUCCGGGACGCGGCGCCUCCGGCUGAAGGACCGGCAACAGCGCAGGAAAUCUCGGUCGGUUUCGGUGACGAUGCGAGCCUGACGGAGCGCGCGGUUCAGCUCGUUAUCCUGCUGACCGUUCUGUCCCUUGCUCCUUCCAUCCUUGUCAUGGUGACCAGUUUUACGCGUAUUGUUGUCGUUCUGUCGUUGCUUCGGUCUGCCAUCGGGCUUCAAACAGCUCCGCCCAACAUGGUCAUGGUCAGCCUCGCGUUGUUCCUUUCAGCCUUCAUCAUGAUGCCGACCUUGCAGGCCGCCUAUGAUGCCGGGGUCCAGCCGUUGAUCGACGGCGAUAUCGAAUUCGAUCAGGCCUACGAGCGGGCAUCCGACCCGUUCCGGACGUUCAUGUUGUCCCAGGUCCGGGAGAAGGAUCUGGCGUUGUUUCAGGAAUUGUCAGGCCAGGACACCCCGGAAGGGCCCGAGGACCUGUCCAUGUCGAUACUUGUCCCGGCAUUCAUGAUCUCCGAACUCAGGCGCGCUUUCGAAAUUGGAUUUCUGCUUUACCUCCCCUUCCUGAUCAUCGACCUCGUUAUUGUUGAACGCGAGCUGUUUUCAAGAAUUGUCCUGUCGGUCUUCGAUCAGCUCGACAAGGAAGCCCGGUACGAACUUGUUGUCAGACUUGCCAAGACUGACCGGAUCAUACCCGACCUGGCCGAUCGGCUCGCCCAGGAAGACUACGAACUUUCCGAACCGGUCAUCGAGUGUUCACCCAUGAUCAGCCAACCGGCCCUGAUGCGCAUUGCCAGGACCGGCGGCAACGACAAGAGGCUGUCGGUUGCGCGCCGCGCUGAUCUGAAUGAGGAAAUCUCCGACACCCUGGUUGCACGAAGCAGCCGUGACGUGGUUCAUGCACUGCUGGACAACAAGGAUGCCCCCUUUUCCGUCAAGGGAACGCUUGCACUGCUGAUCUUUGCCAACACGGAAAUUGAAGUGCUGGCUGGAAUUGCAAAACGCGCCCUGAAGGAUGAAGAGUUUCUGGAAACCCAGAAACUGGUUCUGGAAACGAAUUGUCCGCUCAUUCCCGCGCCGCUCCGGAAAGCCCUUGAAACCGGGGAUCUGGAACGCCUUGCGACCACGAUCGGUGAUCUCGAACGCGACGGGGACAUCGAGAUCGACGGUGUACUCUACUCGCGGCACGAGGCCAGCAUCCACAUCGCGAAUGGUGAAAUGUCCUUUGACGCGAUCCUGCGAACACUAUUCGAAGAUGAUCGCAUCGAUGCGGCAAUCUGGUUGAUUGGACGAAAACUCAAUCUGAGCGACGAUGUUGUUGCAGAUACACUGAAAUCGGAUGCCGACGGGGCGAUCAUGCGUCUUAUGCUGCAAACCGGCAUCGACGAGAAAACCUAUCGGGAUUUCCUCAAGGCCCGCUGCAAGUGGCUCGACCGCAACUCCCGCACCAUCCCCGAACUGGUUAUGCGUUACAAGGCGGAGCUGAAGAAGCCGCGCGCGAAUGCCGAUGCCUCCUUCGCCGGAAGUGCUCUCAACUGA
Molecule: messenger RNA, 1578 nt
Organism: Effrenium voratum
Lineage: Eukaryota; Dinophyceae; Suessiales; Symbiodiniaceae
Source: the annotation of a GenBank genome assembly